Molecule: messenger RNA, 5777 nt
Organism: Monodelphis domestica (gray short-tailed opossum)
Lineage: Eukaryota; Metazoa; Chordata; Mammalia; Didelphimorphia; Didelphidae
Product: bifunctional peptidase and (3S)-lysyl hydroxylase JMJD7-like
Source: RefSeq, a predicted model, not a curated record
UGGGAGGGGCUCGCACCGACUGGCCUGGAGAUGGCGGAGGCGGCGUUGCAGGCUGUGCGAAGGCAACUCUUAGAAUUCCCAGCUACUGCGGGAGGUCAGUGGGGUUUUACUACGAGGCUACGGCGGCCUUCUUUGGCCCUGCCAAAGUCAACACCAAAUGCGGGUGAAGCGCAGGGCACGCCGGGAUUAGUAUUCCUUUUGCCCGGAACUCACCCCCUCUAGGCUGCGGAGCGACUGCCUCUUAGGGUGUAGGCGCAAUGCGUACUGGGAAUCUGCACAAGGACCACUACGAGAACCUGUACUGCGUGAUAGCCGGGGAGAAGCACUUCCUCCUGCACCCACCCAGCGACCGGCCUUUCAUCCCCUACGAGCUGUAUACCCCAGCCACCUACCACAUGGCGCAGGACGGCUCCUUCAGGAUCUCGGAUGAGGAAGCGUCGGAGAAGGUGCCCCACCUGCAGGCAGUCCCCGUGCAGGCCCUGGUCCCCUGGAUCCCCCUGGACCCCUUGGCCCCAGACCUGGUCCGCUAUCCCCGCUACGAGCAGGCCCGGCCGCUGCGCUGCAGGGUGCAGGCGGGGGAGAUGCUCUACCUGCCGGCUCUCUGGUUUCACCACGUCCGUCAGUCUCACGGCUGUGUCGCCGUGAAUUUCUGGUACGACAUGGAAUAUGACCUCAAGUACAGCUACUACCAGCUUCUGGACUCCCUCUCGCAGGCCGCAGGCGUCGGCUAGGGAAGGCCUUGUGGGAGCUGCCUUCCCAGGUCUCUGGACGCCCGUCCAGAAACAUGCUCACUUCUAGAGAAGCCCUGGGCUGCGAGGCUUUUUCCUGGGGAGAAGCCGGCUGUGGUGAGGGAUCCGUUUGGGACAGUUUUGCCAGACAGGCUGGUCUCUGAAGCGAAGGGUGAGCCGUGGCUGAUGUGCCCCCCCCCUUCCCCCCGCCACCCCUGGGGUAGAACUCUGGAGGAGGGGGUCUGGAUGGGGCUGGGGGGAGGGGGGUUUUGGGGGGGGGGAUCCCUCUGGUGUGUAAGAACCUUCCUGCCUGUAUGGCAGUCACUCUAGCCCUUUCCUUGGCCGAGUGCCUACAAAUCCAUGAUUCGCCCUGAUGUCCUCGGCUUUCCUUCUUCCCAGAGCAGCAGCCCGCCGCUCUAUGGGGCACUCACACCUUGGAGCCUCUGUGGGGAGCCGGGAGGGUUUGGUACAAGGACGGGGGAGGGGCAGCUUUCACAGAAGGAGGAUCCCUGGUGUAAUAAUUAAAAGAGUGGGAGCCAUAAACUAUGGCAGUUAAAAGAGUUGAUGCCAUAAACUGUAAGAGUUAAAAUGGUGGAAGAUAUAAAUUGUAGUAGAUAUGAGAGUGGGUGAGUAAAUUGUGCCCUCUGGAAAUAUGUUUUCACUACAGUGUUUUGUUUUUAAAUCAAAUAUACGGUGGUCGCCAGGGAAAUAUUCCCAAUUAUGAAUAUACCCAAGUCAACUGGGUUUAUAGAGAGUUUUAAUUAAUAAUACAAUGAGGAAUCAAAGAGAGAGAGAGAGAGAAAAAGGAAAUAAAUGUGAAAAGAAUAGGCCGGCCCAGGCAGCACUGGCCAACCCAGGCUUAAGCCCCAAAACAAAAGAUCAGUCAGUCCUAAUCACUCACCAGAAGAUCUGUUCAAGCGAGGAUUCAGGGGGACAGAGUCUCCCCAGAGGUUGUUCCAGCCAGAGUCAGCCUCCCUUGAAAGACCUCCUUAGAGAUUGUCUCUCAAGAGCCUGUAUAUCUCAAGAGAUUUUUUCAACAGUCUGUCCUUUUUCUUAUAGAGGGGGUUUUCUCCUAUGUUACCUCCCCUAAGUUCUUCCAUCUACCAAUCACGGUAGACGUUUUCCAAAGGACAGCCCAUUCUGAAUCCACACCUGAGUAGACUAAUCCUUUUAGUACUCCACACCUGAGUAGGUUAGAAUCUCUGUGUAAGUGUUUUCCUCUUUGCUCCUUUUAAGUUCACAAGUUGCCUGACCUUUAUAGGUACUUAGCACCCCUUUGUAAUAAUUCUAAAAAUAGGCAUGGCUUAAGUAUGGGUUUAAGUACUUUUCAUUGUUCUGCAAGGAGUUUUCUUCCCUAAAGCAGUCUUAAGUAGGGAUGGAGUCCCAUUUCUGAUCUUAAGUAGAGUUCUCACAUUUUAGAUCCAAGUAGCUUCAUUGUUUAAAAUGGGGAAUGGUCUUAACCAAAUGUUCUAAGGUAGAGUCUGAGAAUCUUUUAACAUUCACAAGUCUGAGAAAUUUCAAGAUUCACACUGGGCCCUCGGGCUCAGCCUGGGCCUCACAUCUCCCCUGGCCUCUGGGGGCAUCCCCAAGCCUUCCUCCAGGAGGACAGGAUGGAGGGUAAAACGUAGUGAGUAUGUUCAGAGUAAGAUGAAAAUAAGAGCACAGAAUCUCCAAACAGGCAUGUUCACACAGGACUUCAGAGUGCCUGAGAGAAUCAGCCCUUUGAUAGCCCCAGAGUGCCAGGCUCUGUGCUGAGUGCUUUAUUUUAUUUUAUUUCAUCCUAUUUUAUUUUUUAAGCCCUUACCUUCCGUCUUGGAAUCAGUCCUGGGUAUUGGCUCCAAGGCAGAGGAGCAGUAAGGGCUAGGCAAUGGGGGUUAAGUGGCUUGCCCAGGGUCACACAGCUGGGAAGUGUCUGAGGCCAGGUUUGAACCCAGGACCUCCCCUCUCUAGGCCUGGCUCUCCAUCCACUGAGCUCUAUAAAAAAUAGACUCGAAUACAGGACUACAAUCCCCACGAGCCUUUGCUCCACUUCCCCAGAAUGCCUUGUAAUCUCAUCUGGGCCGAGAUCAAGAAGGUAUUUAAGCUGAUUCAAAGGCUUUUGAGGCUCUCUCUCUCUUGGCUCCUUUUGGACUUCCAUUUUGGAGCAGGCUCGUCUCUUGCGUGAUGUGAGGUUAUUUUGUCUAGGCCUCUGGCCUAGGCACAUGUUUCUUGUAUAUUCUUUAAUCUUUAGCUUUUAAUAAACCUCUAAAAAAUAUAAUACUCCUUUCAGAGAGAAACUAAUUUCUACCUGCCUCAGUCUCCCCGUCUCCCCUAAAUUUUAAUCUUUACAGUUUGGAGACCUAAUGGAAAAAAAAAAAACUCAAUCUUCUGAAUUCUUUUCCGAUCUUUAGUUCAACUUUUAAUAGCUAGUACCUUGAAAAAAAAUUUUUUUUGAGCCAUAUCUCUCUGGCCAAGGUUUUCUACCCUCGCAAAGCUGCUACAGGCUCCAGACCUGCUGCCCACCCCACCUGGCUCCACCCCGCCACUUCCUGCUUGCAGCCCUGAUCAUCCUCACCUGGUACCUGGUCCCGGCCUUGCCCACCCCUGCAGCUGCCCCUGCUCCUGGCCUCUCACCGGCCCGCUGCCUGCCUAUUUCUGGGCCCCAGACCCUCGAGCACAACCCCAGUUGGUUCAUCACCCAGAUCCUUGGAGCAGAUCGCUCAGGACUCAUUGUGACCAGCUGGUAACAGUAUUGGCCACGUGGGUGGAGGGGAGAGUGGAGACGGAAAGGAGACCGGGAAAUUUUCCCUUAGGCUAAGCCUCCAUGUGGAUGGGGGUAUUGACCACAGGGGUAUCAGAGAGGGGAAAGAGAGAAAAGACUAGAGAGAAGAAACAGAUCUUUUCAAACAGAAACCUAAAAAGCAAUGGGUUUAAAAGGAUUUUUGACUCUUCUGGCAAUUUCAUUGAUUUUACCUGCCUGUCUGGGAGCAGACUCAGCCCGAAGAUUCAACUUUACCUCUGGGGAAGAAAAUGGGUGGCCCAGCGAACUGGAAGCCAGGCCCAGAGAUGGGAGGUCUCUAGUUAAAAUCUGGCCUCAGAUGCUUCCCAGUUAUGGGGCCCUGGACGGAUCCCUUGAAUCCCAUAGCCUAGCCUUUACUACUCUACCUUCGGACAAUAGACAUUUAAAUGGAUAAUUAAAAACAAACAAACAAACAAAAAAAAACCCCAAGGAACUUUGAAGAGACUAAAGGCUAUAUUCUAAGGCAUUUCAGACUCCAAUGGUUUAUUACAAAAUCUCUGUAUUCUAUUGCAUUUUUUGUUUAAGGUUUAACUUUGUGAUUUUAAGUUCAUAUAUUACUGGAUUCAAUAUUAUUCUGUGAACUGAAGGUUGAUUGAAUUUAUUUUGAAUGUACUGAGUUUUAAAAUUCUGUUGUUUUUCCCCUAUAACUGUGUUGAUAUCUACAUAUUUGUACUACUGUAUUUAUAAAGAUGAAAAAAUUGCUAACCUUGUUCAAUUCAUUUGCUUUGUACUCACAGUGAUCAUGGCCAGAUACAAAGAGGAAAUGGAUUUCAUUUUUUGGUGAGAAAGCCUUGUAUUUUAUAUUUUCUUAACUGACACAGAGUGUCAAUGGUUAUAAGCUAUAUUUUUGAAUUUUUUAAAGCUCUUUUAUUAUUAUAUUUUUCUUGCAUGUGCAAUAUACUUUUUCAGUUUUUUUUAUUAUUUUUUCUCUCCUUUUUAUAUUUGAAGCACAUGUCACCAGUAUUAAGAUUUUCUUUAACCUUUUGAUUCUUAAGUUUAAGAUACAUUUGCUAAUACAUGCCCUAAAAGGCUUGUGACUAUAAAAAUGAUGCCACUAAUUAUUUAAAUAAAUUAUGGGACUUUGCUUAAUGAUUCUGUCUGAUUCCAGGACAAGAGAUACACACAAGAGCCAUUUCAUAGGGCCAAAGAAAGGCCAAUCUAGGAUGGAUUGAUGCACUUCUAGGCCAAUACAAAGGUCUUGAACCUAGUGUGAAGACUCGAGGUUACUAUGUUUAACAUGUGUUAAGACAUAGGCUUUCCUUGUAUCCACACUCACCCUGAAGAUAUCUCCGAAACCUUGGCUCCUAUAAUCUGGUCCCCUUUUCUGCCUCUCAUAGUGUGGUACCUUUCUGUAGUCCUGGCACUGAUUGGGUAAAUGCAUCAUUUCUUAGAUCAUUUUGAUUGGGCCCUGAUUGAAGGACCUGUUAUAGAUUUAUUUUUCUUCUACUUGGAAUUUUUACACAUAAGACUUUGAUAGUCUAUAUUUUCAUCCAGAAAUUUUUCUUUUGGAUUUUCUGAUGUCUUUUUAAUAUCUCUUGCCAAUUGAUUCAUAUACCUCAUACCUCAGCCAUGCAUCCCUAACUGAUUCUGAAUCUUUCAAUUACCCACAACACGGGGGAAUGUAAAAAAAAAAAUCAUUUAAAUUGCAUAGUUUAAAUUCCUUUUGAGAAGAAUUUUAGGUAAAGAAGAUGCUACCUUUCUGAAUCCAGAACUGAACUGUUGGAGAAGCCACCAUGAAGAAGCCUCCAGACCACAAGUUGCACAAAAUUGAACUUUGGGUGUGGUUGAUUGAACAUUUAUUUGUAUGUAUACUUUUAUGCCAAAGGGGACUGCCCCCUAAUGGCUUUUUGUCAAUGUGUUCAGCAAUUAUUGGUUUUAUUCUUUUUUCUCUUAUCCUCAAAUUAUUGUAAUCUUUUAAGUUUAUUAUGUUUUUAUGAUCCUUUUGGGGGAAAAUUAAUUUUUCCAAAAAUGAUCAUAUGGGGAAUGUAAAAAAUAGACUCGAAUACAGGACUACAAUCCCCACGAGCCUUUGCUCCACUUCCCCAGAAUGCCUUGUAAUCUCAUCUGGGCCGAGAUCAAGAAGGUAUUUAAGCUGAUUCAAAGGCUUUUGAGGCUCUCUCUCUCUUGGCUCUUUUUGGACUUCCAUUUUGGAGCAGGCUCGUCUCUUGCGUGAUGUGAGGUUAUUUUGUCUAGGCCUCUGGCCUAGGCACAUGUUUCUUACUUGUAUAUUCUUUAAUCUUUAGCCUUUAAUAAACCUCUAAAAAAUAUAA